This is a messenger RNA of Geodia barretti, 1266 nucleotides long. Lineage: Eukaryota; Metazoa; Porifera; Demospongiae; Tetractinellida; Geodiidae. The record is from the annotation of a GenBank genome assembly.
CUGAUCGCACGCCUCGAAGACGCCGAGGGGCGGCCUCCGAGCGAUCGGGACCGGGCACUGGCGCGGGAACUGGUCUUCGGCGUCUUGCGCUGGAGACGAGCACUUGACUACGCCCUGGACACGUAUUCGCGGCGUCCGGUCAGCAGACUCGAUCUUCCGGUGCGGAUAGCUCUCCGCCUCGGGCUCUACCAACUCCGGUAUCUCGACCGGGUGCCCGCGAGCGCGGCCGUCCACGAGUCGGUGUCGCUCGCCGCCGCCUUCGCACGGCCGGGCGCCGCCGGACUCGUGAAUGCCGUGCUCCGCGCCUACCUGCGCGCGGACCAUCCCUGGCCGCACCGCGGGGGUGAUCGCGAUCUCUACCUGCGAACAGGCUUGUCCCACCCGGAUUGGCUCGUGGACCGCUAUGUGAAACAGCUCGGGAACGACGGCGCCAAGCGGCGUCUGGAAGCCAACAACCGGUCCCCGUCCGUGUUCUUGCGGGUAGGUCUCAGGGGAGACUUCGACAACGUCCGGCGGCAGUUGGAGGCGGACGGCAUUCGGACCGAACGCUUUCCACUCGCGCCGCGCUGCCUGAAGGUCACCGAGGGAAAUCCGCAGGAUUCCGCACUGCACCAGGAAGGCGAAUUUCACAUCCAGGAUGCGGGGUCACAGCUCAUCGCCUGGUUGCUUCCCGCGGAGGGAGCCCGGCGGUAUUUCGACGCCUGUGCGGCGCCGGGCGGCAAGGCCACCAUCCUUGCCGAGCGCAUCGGGCCCCGCCCGCUCAUUGCCGCUGAUGUACGAACGUCACGCAUCGAGCUCCUCCGGAAUACCGCGCGGCGGCUCUCGGCCCCCAACCUCCUUCCCCUGGUGGCCGACGCUUCCCGUCCCCCCUUCGCGGCUCGGUCCUUCGACCGGGUGCUGCUGGACGUUCCCUGCAGUGGCCUCGGCACGCUGUCGCGCAAUCCCGACAUCAAGUGGACCGCCUCUCCGAACCGCCUCCAGCGCCUCGGGAAGAGCGCGCUCCAGAUGGCCCGGGCGGCGGCCAGCCUGCUCACCCCCGGCGGAAUGCUCCUGUAUGCCACCUGUUCGCUGGAGCCCGAGGAGACGAGCGAACCGGUGCGGGACCUGCUGGCCGAAACCCCCGGCCUCCGAGCGAUCCCUCUCAGGGAUCGCCUGCCGGAGGCGCUCGAGCCGCUCGUCGGCGACGAUGGGGCGCUUCGCCUGGCGCCCGAAGAUCAUGGGACCGACGGCUAUUUCGCGGCGCUCCUCCAGCGCUCGAGCAUUUAA